Frankliniella occidentalis (western flower thrips) is the source of this 2856-nucleotide messenger RNA. RefSeq names its product hepatocyte nuclear factor 6-like. Gene Ontology annotation, molecular function: RNA polymerase II cis-regulatory region sequence-specific DNA binding; DNA-binding transcription factor activity, RNA polymerase II-specific. The transcript is spliced from 2 exons. The record is from RefSeq and is a predicted model, not a curated record. Gene Ontology annotation, cellular component: nucleus. Gene Ontology annotation, biological process: regulation of transcription by RNA polymerase II. The annotation marks the transcript as partial. Lineage: Eukaryota; Metazoa; Arthropoda; Insecta; Thysanoptera; Thripidae.
UCGGCCACCGCGACCUCCGUGCCGCUGCAGCCGCUGCGCUCCAACCAGCUGUCCGUGAUCGUGCCUACGUCGGACGCGCUUCAGCAAGUGAUCCGCGUCAAGGAGCAGGAGCUGCACCAGGAGUUGCAGCUGCAGCUGCAGCAGGAAUUGCAAGUGGAGGAGCGAGAGUUCCGCACCCAGCAGGAGCUGCAGGUGCAGCAGCGGCUCGAGGACGAGCGGGCAGACGCGGACGACGCCGAGUACGGCGUGACAGACGAGUACCCCGUGCUCGAGUACGAGCCGCUGCAGCGUGAGGUCGAGAUCCAGACCCAAGACGAGGAGGACGACGACGAAGGGAUCCUCCGCGACGACCUGGUGCCGCAGUGCGAGAAUGAAAUCGAGAUCGACGGGGAGCUCGGGGAGUUAGAGCGCGCUCCCGACGACGACGAGUGCGACACGCUCGGCGAGGACGACGUCGCGUCCCCCCGGUCCUCGCCGCCACUCUCCCCGAGCGCGCUGAGCACGGCGUCGGCCGACGACGGCAGCAUGAUCGACGCGUCGGACGCGUUCCGCCUCGGCGGCCACCACCACAACCACCAUCACCACCACCACGAGCCGACGUACGAGACGUUGACGUCGGUGCACGGCGACAUGUCGCCCCAGCACGGCUACUCGCCCAACUCGUCGUACGCGACCCUGACGCCGCUGCAGCCGCUGCCGCCCAUCUCCACGAUCGCGGACAAGUUCGCGUACACGUCGCACGUGUCGGGCUCGUUCACGCUCAUGCAGGGCGGCAUGGGCCUGGUGCACUCGCCGUACGGCAUGAGCAUGUCGCCGUCGCAGAUGUACGUCGGCUCCCCGGGCAACAACUCGCUGGGCAGCAUCGGCCUGCACCAGGAGCCGCUGUCGCCGCACAGCGUGUACAGCCCGCACAAGAGCCUGUCGCCGCACGACACGCAGGCCUGCGACGACAUGUACAUGGGCGACACCAAGCCCAUGGGCGAGAUGGUGGCGGUGCCGCUGGGCGACGAGCCGCCGGCCUACAGCUUCAUGCCCAUGACCCACGCCGACCUGGCCGAGCACCAGAGCGCGGUCGUCAUCGACUGCAAUCCGUCCACGCCGCAGCAGCAGCAACAGCAGCAGCAACAGCAGCAACAACAACAACAACAACAGCAGCAGCAGCAACAACAACAACAGCAGCAGCAGCAGCUGGUGACCCUGGCCCACACGGUGACCGUGCCGGUGACCGUGUCCGGGGGCAUGUCCGAUGCGGACACCAUGGCCAUGUCCCUGUCGCUGCCGCCGACCUCGACGGCCGACGUGAUGGUGGCGGUCUCGGAGGCGGAGGCCGUGCCCCGCACCUCGACGGUGACCGCCGUGGCGCCGCUCUCGCCGUCGGACCACCACCACGACCAGCUGGACCACGACGACAGCUGCUCGGGCGGCGGCGGGGGCGGCAGCGGCGGCAGCGGCUCGGGCGGCGGCGGCUCGGCCAACUGCGGCCACCCGUGCCACGAGAUGGAGGAGAUCAACACCAAGGAGCUGGCGACCCGCAUCUCGGCCGAGCUGAAGCGCUACUCCAUCCCGCAGGCCAUCUUCGCGCAGCGCGUCCUGUGCCGGUCGCAGGGCACGCUGAGCGACCUGCUGCGCAACCCCAAGCCCUGGUCCAAGCUCAAGUCGGGCCGCGAGACGUUCCGCCGCAUGUGGAAGUGGCUGCAGGAGCCCGAGUACCAGCGCAUGUCGGCGCUGCGCAUCGCGGCCGCGCAGCUGCCGCAGCGGGCGCCCUCGCGGCGCAAGGACUCCGAGUCGGAGCCGGUCGGCGACCACCCCAAGAAGCCGCGGCUCGUGUUCACGGACCUGCAGAGGCGCACGCUGCAGGCCAUCUUCAAGGAGACCAAGCGGCCGUCCAAGGAGAUGCAGGUGACGAUCGCGCGCCAGCUCGGCCUCGAGCCCACCACCGUCGGCAACUUCUUCAUGAACGCGCGCCGGCGGUCGAUGGACAAGUGGCGGGAGGACGACGGCGGCGACGACGGCAUGGCCGCCGGCAACGCCAUGUACGACGCCGGCGACCUGACGGUGGUCGAGGACUCGAUCGAGGACGACGCGGACGACCCGGACGCCCUGUCGCCCUGCCAGUCCGACGACCUGGACCACCAGCAGCAGCUGCACCGGCUGCAGCAGCAGGACCUGCAGAUGGACGAGCAGGAGCACCAGACGAUGCAGCACCAGCAGAUGGUGCUGGAUGUGAUGUGACUCUAGGCGCCGCGCCCGGCGCCGCCCGGCGCCCCUGUGACGGAUACCGCACCGUCGCUCCGCGCCGCGAUGACCCAGGUAUAUAGCCUCGUCCACGUGAUCCUCGUGAUGAACCAUGUGUUGUGUACGUCGUGUUGUCCCCCUGGACUGACCAAGCCAUUCGUGAGUGUGUUUGUGUGUGUGUGUCUGUGUGUGUGUUCGCAUGCGCUGUACUCAUCCUGAUGUGAGGUGUCCACUUCCGGGCUUGCUGAUUGACUCCGUGGGGGGACCCGGCCCGCCCCCGGGCGGUGCUUGGUGUGGUUGUCUCCGGGGCCGGGCCGCCUCCGGGGCGGAACGCCGUUGACGUAACGCCCGCCCGCCCUCCCCUCCCCCCUCCGGGAGCUUAACCCGACCGAAUCGGAGCUGCCGCCUCUGUCUGUGGCGCUGCCCCGGGUCGGUGGAGGGAGGGCGGAGGAGGCGAGUACUGGGUCACCGCGGCUUUGACGACAAAUCGGCUCCCCCCAAAACACGAUUCGCUUGCUUGUCCUAAUUGUCGGCUUGGCUAUUGGAUAAGCAAGCCUCUGGCGGCUGCGGUCUGCCGCUGCUGUGCUGCCGCGAGGAAGGAAGGAAAACCUUUCAAGAGCG